Ziziphus jujuba (common jujube) is the source of this 1530-nucleotide messenger RNA. Its product is annotated as nicotinate N-methyltransferase 1. Bases 140 to 1207 code for a protein of 355 amino acids. NCBI's taxonomy places the organism in Eukaryota, Viridiplantae, Streptophyta, Magnoliopsida, Rosales, Rhamnaceae. Gene Ontology annotation, molecular function: O-methyltransferase activity; S-adenosylmethionine-dependent methyltransferase activity. The transcript has 4 exons. Gene Ontology annotation, biological process: methylation. The record is from RefSeq and is a predicted model, not a curated record.
AAGUACCAUAACCAUAAGCCAUACGAAGAGAGUGAUUUUUUUCUGUUUUUUGUGGUAGUCCCAGAAUUUUCAACAGUUAAAAGACACCAAUAGCUCCGUCCUAAAUCAUUAUUGGUGCCUACGUACGGAUUGGUUGAAAAUGAUGGAGGACGAGAGCAGUGAGUGUCGAAACCACGCAAGGCUGGGUAUAAUGGAACUGGCUAACAUGAUCAGCGUCCCCAUGUCCCUAAACGCCGUCGUACGCCUCAAAGUAGCGGAUGCCAUCUGGGAUGGCGGUUCCAACACCCCUCUCUCUGCCUCCCAGAUCCUAACACGUCUCCUUCCCUCGGGUGGUGGUGACCCUGAAAACCUCCAACGCAUCCUCCGCAUGCUCUCCAGCUACGGUGUGUUCACCGAGCACCUCAACGGUUCCAAGAGAAACUACUCUCUCACCGACGUCGGCAAAACACUCGUCACUGAUUCUGAAGGUCUAUCCUACGCGCCUUACGUGCUUCAACACCAUCAGGACGCGCUGAUGAGAGCGUGGCCAUUGGUACAUGACGCAGUGCUGGACCCUUCGACGGAGCCGUUCGUGAAAGCGAAUGGUGAACCGGCGUACGGAUACUACGGGAAGAAGCCGGAAAUGAACGGGUUGAUGCAGAAGGCGAUGUCGGGUGUAUCUGUGCCAUUCAUGAAGGCGAUAUUGGAAGGCUAUAAUGGAUUUGAAGGGGUGGAGAGAUUGGUGGAUGUGGGUGGGAGUGGAGGGGAUUGCCUGAGGAUGAUCCUACUCAAGCAUCCUAAUGUACGACAAGGAAUCAACUUUGAUUUGCCUGAGGUUGUGGCUAAGGCUCCUCAAAUUCCUGGAGUGACCCACGUUGGUGGUGACAUGUUUAAGUCGAUUCCUCGUGGUGACGCCAUUUUCAUGAAGUGGGUUCUAACAACAUGGACGGAUGAUGAAUGCAAGCUGAUUAUGCAGAAUUGUAACAAGGCACUUCCAGAAGGAGGCAAAUUGAUAGCAUGCGAGCCGGUGUUACCAAAAGAGACAGAUGACAGUCAUAGAACUCGUGCCCUCCUAGAAGGAGACAUAUUUGUCAUGACCGUCUAUAGGGCCAAAGGCAAGCAUAGGACUGAAGAAGAAUUCAGGCGGCUUGGUCUCUCUUCUGGUUUCCCCAAUUUCCGAGCAGUCUAUAUCGAUUACUUCUAUACCGUAUUAGAAUUCCAAAAGUGAAUGCUCCUCUGUAUGGGAUUGAUGAUCUAAUGGCAUGAACUAUCUGGCAAAGUACUACAUAACUAAGGGCACAAAAACAAUAAGUAGAACUGUGUUAACUUGCUCCACCUUCCAAAUUCGCAGUGUCCCAUUUGAUAUGAAUUAUAAGUUUCUCUGCUGUUGGAGAACUGUGUUAACUUGCUCUGCUAUUUUGAAAGGAAAAAAAGUGCAGACAUAAGAAGGAAAUAGUGUAGUUCUUGAUCUGUUUUCUUUAUUUGUUGGUUUAUUAUCAGACUUGUUAUUAUAUCCUAUGACUUUGGUUAUUGGACAAUGAAUUUUAGGUA